Molecule: messenger RNA, 447 nt
Organism: Didymodactylos carnosus
Lineage: Eukaryota; Metazoa; Rotifera; Eurotatoria; Philodinida; Philodinidae
Source: the annotation of a GenBank genome assembly
AUGCCAUAUCUCUUAAUUUUUUCGCGAAAAUAUCUAGGUUUAACGAAUGAAGCAAUAUUAUUUGAUGAAUAUGCACCAAUUGACGUUAUUGAUCUUUAUUAUCGUUCACGUGAAAGUAAUUUUACCAUUGGGCAAAAUCUUUAUUAUUGUCAAUGUAGCGAUAACUGGUUUGGUUCAUCUUGUCAAUAUACAUUUGAUACAGAAGACUUUUUUGAUACAAUUUUACAAGAACGUUUUCUAUUAAAAUCAACUGAUUUUAAUAAUGAAAAUGGUACAUGUUAUAUUGGAAUUAACUGUAUGAAUAGAUGUCUAGACUGGCGUGAAAUUUGUGAUGGAAAAAUUGAUUGUUCGAAUGGUAUAGAUGAAGAAUACUGUUAUCAACUUGAAUUAAAUAGUUGUGAUGACAAUGAUAAUGACGUCUAUAGAUGCAGAAAUAGUUUUCAUUGA